Caenorhabditis auriculariae is the source of this 2209-nucleotide messenger RNA. The record is from the annotation of a GenBank genome assembly. Lineage: Eukaryota; Metazoa; Nematoda; Chromadorea; Rhabditida; Rhabditidae.
AUGUUAGGACUGGAUAUCGGCACGAAAUACGUGAAAGCGGCUUAUUUCGACGCGGCGACGGAGCGAACCACUGUGAUAAGGAACGAAAAUGGUGCUUCUUAUCUUAUUUUUUUGAUAAAUAAAUGAUUAUUUUUUUGUUUAAAAAAAAGUUUUUUUCAAGUCCUUCUGGCUUAAAAAAAUGAUUGAAAAAUCAAGAAAAAAAUGAAAAAUUUUUCGGCUCGGCUAUGAAACCUCUGAAGCGUUUUCUGAUCCCAAAAAUUUUUUUUACUUCCCCCGGCCGCAUUUGGAAUGGCUCAAGGGUAGAUUCAAGUUGCAGCCGACCCUAAACGACUUGCGCGCUGGAGAUUAUAUCAAGCGAUAUUGUCAACCAAAACAGUUUUCGUAAAGCUUUUCUUGUUUCGUGAGCUCAAAAAUCUAAAAAGAAACAUUGAGCCAAAAAGUUAAUAUGUGAGCCAUUCCAAAUGCGGCCAAAAAUGGGUUAUUUUCCAGGAUCCGAUCUGUUCAGUACGACAGUCAUAUUCGGAAAAGAAGAAUAUCGACCAUUUUCCCGACGAUUUGGAGAAUCGCCAGAAGGAUCCGAUUCAACUAUAAUUCGUGGUAAGUUUCGCUAUUCUGUCACUUAAGGGGUUCCUCGAGGACUACUUGGAGAAGACACUAAAAGUGGUCACUAAACCCACCUCUAUGGUAGCCAUUAUUUUCCGUUUAAGUGGCCACUAUAGUGGUUUUAGUGGUCUAGGAGUAACACUAAGGCUUCUGAGGUCACUAAUUUAGAGCCACUUGAGAGGCCACUUAAACGUCAAAACCCUGAAGUGACUACUAAAAUUUUCCAGUUUUCUUUUUUCUGACUAUUACUAGGAAAAUUUUAGUGGCCACUAUAAAGGCUCACCAAGGACUUGGAGAGGACACUAAAGUGGCCACUAAACCGACCUCUAUAGUAGCCACUAUUUUCCGUUUCAGUGGCCACUAUAGAGGUUCUCUAUUUAGUGGCCGCUCUAGUAGUUUUUCUUCCAAUAACUCUGAUAAUUUUAAAACAAACAGAUUGGACCGGUUAUGUUGAUCCUUUGACCCCUUAAGAGGCCACUAAAACGAUUAGUGGUCUAGUAGUAGCACUUAGACCUUAUAUAGUGGUCACUAAUUUUUAACACCUUAAGUGGCCACUAAUUUAACUACUAUAGUGUCCACUAAAACGUCAAAACCCUAUAGAGGCCAAUAAGAAUUUCCCAGUUAAGUUAUUAAAGGCUAAUUUUUAGGGAUAAGGAAACUAGUUGGCCUCAAUUACGAAGAAGCAUCGAAAUACCGAGAAGAUUUAGAUAAUUUUGAGGUGGAUAAAAAUUAUUGGGGAAUCCAAAAUCACAUUCAAACUUUUAGAUCAUACAAACAGAAGGCCAAGUAGAAAUAGAGAUAUCGAUUGAGGAAAAAAGUGAAAAAUAUUCUCCAGAAGACGUCCUCGCAAUGGUACUUGGACACGUGCGGGAGAGGUCGGAAUACGUUCUUGGAUUUGAAAUAAAGGUUCGUUUUUUCGAGGCUCAUUUUGCGGGGAAUAGUUGCUCCGUUGAUAAAAUUCUCAAAUCAACAUCCGAGCUGUAUAAAGUUUCAACUUUGAAAGUCAAAAUGGCAUGCUGAAAAGCCCUUGAAGAUGACCUUUUAAAGUCCCAAUUUCAAAAAAUCCAGAAAGUUACACUUUGAUCAAGAUUUCCUGUUAAAACUUGUACAAGGAUUUCUUUUUUUCCCAUAAAAAACCAUCUUUUUCAAAAGUUGAUCUUAGUAUUUUUUCCAGGACGCAGUGAUAGCCGUACCAUUAACCUUCUCUUCGACACAAAGAACUGCAAUCAGAAAAUCAGCAAGAUUGGCAGGAUUCCAAGGCGAGCUGGUGUUGAUCAACGAGCCGACGGCGGCAGCUUACGCUCAUGCUUCCCAUCUACAAAGUUUCACUCAAGAAAGGUUUUAAAAAUUUUCUUCGAGGAAAAAAAUUGAAGAAAGUAUUUUUUAGUAUUUUUCCGCUUUUCAAGACUUUGAAGUUACUUAGAAGCUACCAAUUCUGCUAUUUUUUUAAUUUUAAUAAUUUAAAGUCUCAAUACUUCAACUAAACUGAUUUGUCUUUUUUUUAAGGCCUGUCUGGGAAAAUUUAGUGGCCACUAGCCAAGGACUACUUGAGGAGGACACUAAAGUGGCCACUAAACCCACUUCUAUAGGGGCCACUAAUUUUUAA